GCUUGAGUUUUUUUUUUUUUUCUUCCUUUUCCUGGAUGCUCUCUCUCUAUGUUUCUCUCUCUCUCUCUCGCUUCUCUUUUCUCGCCUGGGGUUUGCGCAAUCGAUACUUGAUAAUAACACCCCUAAUAAAAAUUAAUAAAAAGCUAGGCUGUCGAUCCUCGAGAUAGCGAGAGGAAAAACUCAUCCAGUAAUUGAGGGCUGGAUUGGAUUGGAUUGGAUUUGAUUGGAAAUGGCGAAUACAGAUCUGUUUGAUGCAUAUUUCAAGAGAGCAGAUUUGGACUGCGACGGUCAGAUCAGUGGAGCUGAAGCCGUUGCUUUCUUUCAAGGUUCCGGUUUACCCAAACAAGUCCUUGCGCAGGUCUGGAUGCAUGCUGAUCAGAGAAAAGCUGGUUUCCUGGGUCGUCAAGAGUUCUAUAAUGCUCUUAAGCUUGUUACUGUGGCACAAAGUAAGCGGGAGCUGACUCCAGAUAUAGUGAAGGCAGCUUUAUAUGGUCCUGCUUCAGCUAAAAUUCCUGCUCCUCAGAUAAACCUGGCAGCCACACCUGCUCCUAAAGCAGCAACACCUGCUCCUCAGAUGGCUGGUGCCACAUCAGUGGCAUCACAAAACUUUGGUAUCAGACCACCACAGAUGACUGGAAAUGCAAGCACAAACCAGCAGUUUUUCUCAUCUCAGCAAAAUCAAUUUGUGAGGCCACCCCAGGCUAUGCCUCCCAGCUCUGUGUCCCAUCCACAAUUACUUCCUGCAAGCCAAGCUGUGCCCAGGGUUAGUACCAUGGCUCCUCCUCGCCCUCCAAAUUCAAAUAUCUCAACUGAUUUGGCUGGUGGAGGUGGAGUUAUAGGUGUCCCAACCAGCCAAAAUCAAAGUAGGGGGGUUACUCCUCCUCCAAGUCAGGAUGGAUUUGGGCAAACAGCAUCAGGAUUGAUGCCUCCUGUCCAGCCUAGACCACAAUUGACCCCUGGGCAGACACCUUUUCCAAUACCUCAAGAGCCUGCUGUGGCCUCCAACCAAUCAGCAACAAAGGAUUCUAAAUUUUCAGGGAAUGGAUUCGCCGCUGAAUCACUUUUUGGAGAUGUAUUUUCUGCAACUCCUGCUCAACCAGCAGAAAGUUCUGCCUCAGCUGCAUCAUCUACAAGUACAUUACCUGCCUCGUCUGGAACUGUUCCUUCUUAUGUUGGGUCUCAACCUCCAAACAAGCCAAGCACUCUUGAAAGUUUGCCUAGCACUUUCUCUCAGCAACCUGUUGGUGGGCAAUCAACAGGAAGGCAGAGCCAGCCUGUUGCAGCUCAAAGUUCUGCUGUCACUUCGUCUGGAUUUCCUGUUGGAGCUGGGAAUUCGGAUUCAAGUCAAUCUCAGCCUCCAUGGCCAAAGAUGACUCAGUCUGGUAUUCAGAAGUAUAUGAAAGUAUUUGUGCAGGUAGACACAGAUAGAGAUGGAAAAAUUACUGGUGAGGAGGCACGCAAUCUCUUCCUAAGUUGGAGGCUUCCAAGAGAGGUCUUAAAACAGGUUUGGGAUUUAUCUGAUCAAGAUAACGACAGUAUGCUUUCUUUGAGGGAGUUCUGCACAGCUCUCUAUUUGAUGGAGCGUUAUAGAGAAGGCCGUCCUCUUCCUACUACACUUCCAAGCUCUGUAAUGUCUGAUGAGAUUUUGUUGUCUGCUACAAGCCACCCUACAGCUUCACAUGGCAGUGGAGCUUGGCGGCCUGCUUCUGGUCCUCGACCGCCACAAGUUAUGAUGGGUCCACGGUCAGCACCUGCUGCUGCAGCAAGGCCACCAAGGCCUCCUGUUCAUCAUGCUGAUGAAAAACAGCCCUCUCAGCAAAAGCUCAAAGUUCCUGUUCUGGAAAAGCAUCUUGUUGAUCAGCUUAGCGAGGAGGAGCAGGAUUCCUUGAACUCAAAGUUCCAAGAGGCUUCACAGGCUGAUAAAAAGGUUGAAGAAUUGGAAAAGGAAAUUGCAGAUUCUAGACAGAAAAUUGAGUUCUAUCGUGUUAAGAUGCAGGAACUUAUUUUAUAUAAAAGCCGAUGCGACAAUCGACUAAAUGAGGUAACAGAAAGGGUGGCUGCUGAUAAACAUGAGGUUGAGGCAUUAGCCAAGAAAUAUGAGGAGAAAUACAAGCAGACUGGGGAUGUAGCCUCUAAAUUAACAAUUGAAGAGGCCACAUUUCGUGAUAUUCAGGAGAAGAAAAUGGAAUUGUAUCGGGCAAUUGUUAAACUGGAACAAGGAGGCACUGCAGAUGGUUCUCUCAAGGAGCGAGCUGAGAUUAUCCAUUCAAGUCUUGAGGAACUAGCAAAAAGUGUGAAUGAACGCUGUAAACAGUAUGGAUUGCGUUCUAAGCCAAUGUCACUGGUUGAGCUCCCCUUUGGCUGGCAACCUGGAAUCCAAGAAGGAGCAGCCGACUGGGAUGAAAAUUGGGAUAAAUUUGAAGAUGAAGGUUUCACUUUUGUCAAAGAGCUUACUCUGGAUGUGCAAAAUAUUGUUGCCCCUCCAAAACAGAAAUCCUUAGUUCAAAAUAUGACCACUCCCAUGAAUGAGGAUUCAAGUGCUUCCCCCUCAAAGGCUGCGGUAAAGUCAAAGAAAGAUGCAAGUCUAGGUGAACCAAUUCAAGAGAAAGAAUCAAAUCAUGACCAUAGUGAGAAUGGCACAGCAAGAAGUCCACCCGAGAGUCCUGCUGGAAGAAGUCCGGCAGAGAGCCCAUCACAUGAAUUCCGAGAUUCUCCAUUCAAGGAGGGUAUUGGUGCUGAUAGUUCACCCCAUGCUAAAGAAAUCCACAGUGACAUGGGUGGUACUGAAAUUUCUGGGGAUAAAAACAGUGAUGAACCUGGCUGGGGUACAUUUGAUACUCACUAUGAUACAGAAUCCGUUUGGGGCUUUGAUUCUGUUAGUGGCAAGGAUUUGGAUCAUGAUAAGCAAAGUGAAAGUUCUCUAUUUGGUUUUGGUGAGUUUGCUCUAAAUCCGAUAAAAACAGGGUCCUCACGUGUUGAUAAUAUGUACCAGGGGAAGAGCACCUCGCUUUUUGCAGAUUCUGUUCCGAGCACCCCUGCAUAUGAUCAGGGGAGAAGCUUGUUUGCAGAUUCUGUUCCCAGCACCCCUGCAUAUAACCAGGGAAAGAGCACAUUUAUGUUUGCAGAUUCUGUUCCCAGCACCCCAGCCUCUAACCAGGGGAAGAGCUCCUUUGGCUUUGCAGAUUCUGUUCCCAGCACCCCAGCCUAUAACCAGGGGAAGAGCUCCUUUGGAUUUGCAGAUUCUGUUCCCAGCACCCCAGCCUAUAACCAGGGAAGGAGCUCAUUUGGCUUUGCAGAUUCUGUUCCCGGCACCCCUGCCUAUAAUUUUGGGAAUUCUCCACGAAAGUUUAACGAAGGGUCGGAGGACCACUCCUUUGACAGCUUCUCUAGGUUUGAUUCAUUUAAUAUGCACGACAGUGGAUUAUUUCAAUCCCCACGCCAUUCUCUUGGAAGAUUUGAUUCCAUGAACAGCACUAGGGACUCUGAUCAAGGUUAUGGGUUUCCAUCAAGGUUUGAUUCAUUUAGAGAAUCCAGAGAUUCUGAUCAAGGUCAUGGGUUCUCAAGGUUUGAUUCAUUCAGAGAUUCUGAUCAGAGUCAUGGGUUCUCACGGUUUGAUUCGUUUAGGGAGUCUGAUAAUAGUCACGGGUUCCCAUCAAGGUUUGAUUCAUUUAGAGACUCUGAUAACAGUCAUGCGUUUCCUUCUAGUUUUGAUUCAUUCAGAGAAACCAGAGACUCUGACCACGGUCAAGGGUUCUCGAGGUUUGAUUCAUUUAAUGCCAAUGAUAGUGGAUUAUUCCAGUCCUCUGGCAAUUCCCUUGACAGGUUUGAUUCAGUACGUGGGUCUAGAGAGACUGAUAGCAGUCGGUUCUCAUCCUUUGACGAGUCUGAUCCAUUUGGCUCUGCUGGGCCGUUUAAGAUAUCAAUUGAGGGUGAAACUCCAAGAAAAAGUUCUGAUAACUGGAAAGCGUUUUAGCUGGAUAUAAAAGCAUAUCAUAUCACUGGGUGCUUUCCUUGCGUGUGAAGCCUUUUUCUUUAUCUUCUUGCCUCCAUGAGGUUUGGUCUUGUAGGUUUGGCGUCCUGGUUCUUCCAUGAGUACAUAGUGCGUGCGAUGGUGAAUUAUUGAUUGAACAAUUAGCUUGUUUAGUUCUGCUGUUUUUUUUUUUUGGGUUUAAAAUUGAAUUACUUGUGUGUUAAGUUUUCUGUUGUAAUUUUUUGAUCAGGACAUGUGGAUUAUUUGUAUUUUUUUUUUUCAACUUGUGAACGUAUACUUCUAAACACUACUUGUGAUAUGGAAAUCAAAUUGAAUUAGUUUUCAGCGAAA
Molecule: messenger RNA, 4321 nt
Organism: Manihot esculenta (cassava)
Lineage: Eukaryota; Viridiplantae; Streptophyta; Magnoliopsida; Malpighiales; Euphorbiaceae
Product: epidermal growth factor receptor substrate 15
Exons: 13
Coding region: 230-3973 (1247 amino acids)
Biological process (GO): endosomal transport; endocytosis
Cellular component (GO): plasma membrane; cytoplasm; nucleus
Molecular function (GO): protein binding; calcium ion binding
Source: RefSeq, a predicted model, not a curated record